Molecule: messenger RNA, 620 nt
Organism: Spinacia oleracea (spinach)
Lineage: Eukaryota; Viridiplantae; Streptophyta; Magnoliopsida; Caryophyllales; Amaranthaceae
Exons: 2
Coding region: 169-528 (119 amino acids)
Biological process (GO): nucleoside triphosphate catabolic process
Molecular function (GO): nucleoside triphosphate diphosphatase activity
Source: RefSeq, a predicted model, not a curated record
CCCCUUCACAAAAAAAUGAUCUUUAAUAAAAUUGGUAUAUUCUAUUUGUGAAAUUUUAUAGUAAUAUCUUUUCCUUUAAAUCCAGUGGCAAAUCUUCAUUAUUCUGCAUUGCAGUCUUAGAGAAAGUUUUUACUGUAGUCUGAACCUGUUAGCAUCGGUACCAAUACCAUGGGAGAAGCUUUUAUUGCAGAAGAGAUUGUUAAGGAGAUUAGCCUUAAGGAUAUCUCUAAGAAACUCGAAGAAUUCGCUCAGGCAAGAGAUUGGGAGAAGUAUCAUAGUCCCAGGAAUUUACUACUUGCUAUGGUGGGAGAAGUAGGGGAGCUAUCAGAGAUAUUCCAAUGGAAAGGGGAGGUGGCAAAAGGGUUACCAAAUUGGGGAGAUUCAGAUAAGGAGCAUCUUGGUGAAGAGUUAUCUGAUGUUCUGCUAUACCUUAUCAGGCUUUCUGAUAUUUGUGGCAUUGAUCUUGCUGAUGCUGCCUUGAAGAAAAUGGUCAAAAACGCGGUUAAAUACCCUGCUAAUAGGUUGUAAGGUUGUUGCAUUUUCCACUUAUGUUCAAGAUUAGCAGAUCAACACAUAAAAGUUUGCAAAUGGUUAAGAAAAUGCAACUGUUUUUUUUAGCA